Molecule: messenger RNA, 2879 nt
Organism: Malurus melanocephalus (red-backed fairy wren)
Lineage: Eukaryota; Metazoa; Chordata; Aves; Passeriformes; Maluridae
Gene: ARHGAP22
Product: Rho GTPase activating protein 22
Exons: 10
Coding region: 2-2167 (721 amino acids)
Biological process (GO): signal transduction; activation of GTPase activity
Cellular component (GO): focal adhesion
Molecular function (GO): GTPase activator activity
Source: RefSeq, a predicted model, not a curated record
CAUGCUGAGCCCCAAGAUCAGGCAGGCCAGGAGAGCCCGGUCAAGGAGUUUGGUGAUGGGUGAACAAGUUGGGCCUCCUUCCAGAUCAUCUUCUCCAAAUCCUCAAGAACGUGUCCUGAAGUGUGGCUGGCUAAAGAAACAAAGGAGCAUUAUGAAGAACUGGCAGCAGCGGUGGUUUGUGUUGCGUGGGGAUCAGCUCUUCUAUUAUAAGGAUGAAGAGGAAACUAAACCUCAGGGUUUGAUACUACUGCAAGGCAGUCAGGUGAACGAGCUGCCACCUAAUCCUGAUGAACCAGGGAAACAUCUCUUUGAAAUUACCCCAGGUGGUGCAGGGGACCGGGAAAAGAUGCCUGUCAAUCAUGAGGCUUUCCUGCUUAUGGCUAAUUCCCAGAAUGAAAUGGAAGAUUGGGUGAAAGCUAUCCGACGGGUUAUAUGGGCUCCAUUUGGUGGAGGUAUUGCAAAUAGCUCACAUGCACAUAAAUUAAAACAUUUGCCUCAAGGGAUCUUUGGACAGCGCUUGGAGGACACCGUACAGUCCGAGCGGAAGUAUGGCCAGCGCUUGGCCCCACUGCUGGUGGAACAGUGUGUGGAUUUUAUUCGGGAGCGAGGUCUUACAGAGGAGGGGCUCUUUCGGAUGCCUGGACAAGCCAACCUUGUCAAAGAUCUGCAAGAUUCUUUUGAUUGUGGAGAGAAACCCCUUUUUGACAGCAACACAGAUGUUCACACUGUGGCGUCCCUCCUGAAGCUUUACCUUCGAGAGCUGCCAGAGCCUGUCAUCCCCUUUGCCAAAUACGAAGACUUUCUUUCUUGUGGACAGCUACUCUCAAAAGAUGAGGGAGAGGGUACCCAGGAACUGGUUAAACAGGUGAAGAAUUUGCCCCAAGCCAAYUACAACCUCCUCAAAUACAUAUGCAAGUUCCUUGAUGAAGUUCAGGCUCACUCCAGCAUUAACAAGAUGAGUGUCCAGAACCUGGCUACAGUAUUUGGACCAAACAUCUUGCGGCCCAAAAUGGAGGAUCCAGUGACCAUGAUGGAAGGCACAUCACUGGUUCAGCACCUGAUGACAGUGCUGAUCAGCGAGCAGGGGCGGAUCUUUGCUGUCCCUCAGGCGGAGCUGCCAGGGAGCCAGCUGGAAAUCAGACCAAUGCGCCAGCGCAGCACGGUCGAGUGGAUCUCCGAGGAGGACGCCGAGGACAGCAGGUCACACAACAGCGCUGCCAGCCCUGCUGAUCUGCCUUCUGGCAAUGCUGUGGCAUUAGAGGCCACUCCAGGACCUGCAGUGAAAAUCACUCCUCCAGAGCAGAGCGGCAAAUCAACUCAGCCUGCCACAAGCCCCAGUAAAAGAGUACAGACACUGCCUCCAUGGAAAUACUCCUUCCGCCAGCAGGGAGCACGGUCUGUGAGUCCAAAGCUGGGCAGCUCAUCCUUAGACAUCCCCAACCUCUCCUCCAGCGGGAACUGGUUGAUGAAUGGCCUGUACUCCCUCCGUGGCCAUCGCCGGACAGCCUCUGGGGAGCGAGUGAAAGACUCGUGUUCCUCCCAGAGACUCUCCACUUAYGACAAUGUCCCUUCAUCCAGCCUGUCCCUCAGCACACACAGCAUGGCCAGCACCACCUGGUCUACGUCAUCCUGUGAGAUCUCUGUGAUGGACUCUGUGAGCAGCUGCCCAGCCUGCAGGGCCAGUGACUCUUCUGCUUUAAGCUCCCUAAAAACYGAAUGGGUAACUCAGGACUCGCUGUCUCAGAGCGAGGUCAAGACAGCAGAUCUGGAGAACAGCAUGGACAGGUUUGAAGCCUGCAGCAGCAGCAGCGAGCAGAGUGAUCCAGCUGCAGCUUCCCGAGACUCUGUUCAGUGCUCCAGGGCCUUACAGAGCUUGGUGGUGGAGCUAAAGACAGAACUGAGCAAACAGAGGACUGAGUAUGAGUCUAGUAUCAAAAGAAUUGAAGAAACAAGUGCAGACCUGAGGAACCAGGUGGUUAGGCUGGAAGAGGAACUGGACCAAGAACGAAAGAAAUACACGAUGCUGGAGAUAAAGCUGAGGAAUUCUGAACGCGCUCGUGAAGAUGCUGAGAAGAGGAAUUACCUCCUGCAGAAGGAAAUGGAAGAAUUUUUUUCAACAUUAGGGUGUUUAACUGCUGGGAGUCAAAGUGCUAAAGUCCCCAAGUAGAACAAGCAUAGAAAAUCCUGUUCCUCACAAAAUGAGUGAAAAUGCGUAUUUUGUUCUGGUAUACUCAUGUAUCAUGAGUAAUUCUAUAGUGAUUGUGCUCUCAGUGACACUUGCCCUGUUGUCUUUACAUGUGCUGUAGUACUUGGGCCAGCUGGGAAAGACUGCUGACCUAAUGCUUGAAAAUUUAGUGUCAGAUUGCCAAGRAAGAGUCCCCUCUGUAUUAGCAAAACACGAGAUAAUGUUCUCCAGAGUGUCGUGCUGCCAUCUUUGGACUCAACCGCACCACCCUUCUGCUGGCUCAAGGACAGUGGCAGGUCCUGCAGGGUGGGUGGAAGGCCAGAACCAGUGGAAGAGCUGAACCUGGAGYUGAGGGAUUCCUGCACUUGUGCUUGGGCAGGUGGCAGUUCCAGUCUGUCACCACAGCCGGGGGGUUUGCCAGAUGGAUUUAACGAGGUGGUUUUCGCCCCAUUCCRUACAUAAAGUUUGUUCAAAUUUCUCAUUCCUAGAGUGGCAUUAUUGUAUGAAGAUACUGUGAAAACAAGGUCUGCAAUGCUAAAGACACAAACUUGUGACYGUUCUCAAAAAUUGUCCCUUACCCACCACAUGGUUUCAGUGUUUCACAGAAAUGCAACUUACUAAACUGUAUGUGAUUAAUAAUCAGAUCGGCUACACAAACUCCAUGGAAUUUUAAAUAUACACAUUUUGCCCUCGG